AUGAGCAGCCAGCCCAUCACGCGCAUCGAUACCCAGGCAGAAGCGUCCGGCUCCGGCUCGGGGUUGAGACCAUAUCCCCAUUCACUAGUGGAAUCACCCUCAAGCCUGGGCUCGCCAUCCACUAGUAUCGCUCCCGGUAACGCGCUGCUGGAUACCACGCGACGCUCGGCUAGGCGACCACCUUCGAGAGUCAUCAAGACUUUUCAGGAGGUGACGGUGACCAAGACGAUCAAUGCGGAGGAGUGGUAUGAGGAGUUGGAGUGUGGAGUGUGUGCGCACGUCCUCGGCGCGCCUCAAGCUCUGGUCCCCUGCGGCCACUCAUUAUGCGGUCCAUGUGCCUGGGAGUGGAUCAAGAAGAACAGCAACCUCACCUGCCCGCAUUGUCGCCAUCAGCUACAUGACUCGGUCCCCUUCGUUCCCAACAUCGUAGUCGAUCAGAUCAUCGAGCGCAAGCUCCGAGGCCUCCCAGAGUCAGAAGAGAAGACCAACAUCAUCACGGAACGAGAGGAGAAGGCCGAAGCGUGGAAGCUGGUCCAAGCGGCCCUGAAGCCCGUCGUACCCCGUCGCCGUAACCUCGACGACGCAAUCUUCGGCUUCUUUGGCGCCGAGAACAACAUCCAGAGCGCCCAUCAACGGCGCGCAUCGCGACACCUCCCAGAACUCGGCGCGCCCGUGGAGGUACCCGGUGCCCGUCCACCUCCGAUCCGCCGACCGACACAUCCGUAUGGUGCAGGUAUGAACCUCGCGGAGAUACGGCGACAUGAGGACGGGCAGCAGCUGCCCAGUCGGACGGAGUUGCGGCGGCUGCGCGAGGCAUCGUUCCGGGCUCAGCAGGACCUGCAACAGCAGCAGCUCGAUAUUCUCGAGGAGGAACCGGGGCCAGCGGGGCCGGCGAUGGUGGCGGCACCUCCACCUGCCCUGCAGCGGCGUGCGCUGGUCGCACUCUCGCCAUCUCCUCCACCGGCAGAAUCGUCCAAUCCUACCAGCGGAAUGCGACGGGCGAGAUCAGGCAGCGACGGUCCCGCGGGACCACGUCCGCUCAACACUCGGGCGGGAGGACUGCGGUCCAGGGCGCUGGCGGACAGACAAGCGAGGGGGCGGGGAUCUUCCAGGGACCCGCUGGUGCUGGUCUCGGACAGCGAGUGA
This is a messenger RNA of Dioszegia hungarica, 1146 nucleotides long. RefSeq lists its product as uncharacterized. Lineage: Eukaryota; Fungi; Basidiomycota; Tremellomycetes; Tremellales; Bulleribasidiaceae. The coding region runs from base 1 to 1146 and encodes 381 amino acids. The transcript has 7 exons. Gene Ontology annotation, molecular function: metal ion binding. The record is from RefSeq and is a predicted model, not a curated record.